AUGGAGCUGUUGGCGAAGGUGGGGGUCCUGGUGCUGAUCGUCGCGCUGGUCGGCCUGGGGAAGGCGGAUGAGCCACCGAAGGUGGAGGUGUACUCCCGCAAACAUGUCUCGCCCGGAGAAGAGAACACCCUCAACUGCUUCGUGAGCGGCUUCCACCCUCCGAAGAUCGAUGUCUCCCUCCUCAAGAACGGGGAGCCCAUGAGCGGUGUGAAGUACACAGACAUGUCCUUCAACGACAAGUGGUAUUUCGAGCGCCUGGUGUAUGUGCCGUUCACCCCCAAGAAGGGCGAUGUCUACGUUUGCAGGGUGGACCAUUCCGCCUUCAGGGAGCCGCAGUCAUUCCGAUGGGAGGAAGACUUCUAA
This is a messenger RNA of Nipponia nippon (crested ibis), 363 nucleotides long. RefSeq names its product beta-2-microglobulin (gene B2M). NCBI's taxonomy places the organism in Eukaryota, Metazoa, Chordata, Aves, Pelecaniformes, Threskiornithidae. The record is from RefSeq and is a predicted model, not a curated record.